UUAAAGCAUGACAAAGAAGAAGUUGAAACCGAGAAUAUAAAGUUAAAACAGGAUUUAUAUGAAUUUAAAAAAGAACUAGAGACUAAGAAAAAUCGUAAAUUUCAGGAAAAAUAUAUCCUAAUAGCUCAAGUAUUACUUGGGGAAAAGCCGAUAAUUGAGUAUCAUCCUUCCUACUUGAAUGGGUUGGAACUUGAUGCCUUCUUCCAAAAAUACCGAAUUGCAUUAGAAAUACAAGGGAAUCAGCAUCGGUUUCAUAGCACUAGCUGGUAUAAAGAUAUCAAAAAACUUGAGGAUGUUGUAAAUCAUGAUUGGUUAAAAAGAUACAUAUGUCAAGAUAAUAGAAUUUUUCUCCUUGAAGUAUGGUACAAUGAAAAGCCA
Racocetra persica is the source of this 378-nucleotide messenger RNA. Lineage: Eukaryota; Fungi; Glomeromycota; Glomeromycetes; Diversisporales; Gigasporaceae. The record is from the annotation of a GenBank genome assembly.